Chelmon rostratus (copperband butterflyfish) is the source of this 4054-nucleotide messenger RNA. RefSeq names its product G protein-coupled receptor 63 (gene gpr63). Gene Ontology annotation, molecular function: G protein-coupled receptor activity. Lineage: Eukaryota; Metazoa; Chordata; Actinopteri; Chaetodontiformes; Chaetodontidae. Bases 488 to 1720 code for a protein of 410 amino acids. The transcript has 2 exons. The record is from RefSeq and is a predicted model, not a curated record. Gene Ontology annotation, biological process: G protein-coupled receptor signaling pathway. Gene Ontology annotation, cellular component: membrane.
CUGGAGGGUCGGCCGCACAUCUGGAUGAAGGAGAGGGAUGAAAAAGUAACCCGGAAAACACGACUUUUAGAUUCAGUCACAGCAGGAAAACUUGGAUAAUCGGCGCUCGGUCUCUCGCGCUCGCCUGGAAACAAAACGAGACGAACCAAAUGCAGAUUUCGCUCAUCUGCGGCUCCAGUUGUGAAGGGAUUGGCAUCAGCAGCUGUCGCACUGUUGAUGAAAAUUAGCGAGCUGCGGGCCCUGCUUGGUGAAGAGGCAUCGCUGGCCCUUGUUGCUCGGUAGGAGAGCUGUUUUGGGUCCAACGAGGAGGAGAAGAGAAGCAUUUUGGGCGGCGAGAUGCACCGUGUGGAGGACUGAGCUUCAUCACCUCACCCGCUGCUGGGCUCCGACAUGGGAGAAUGAAGCAGGACCUCGCAGCCAUGAAGACGCCCCCAUGUUGCGCUGAGCUGGGAAUACCUGCGAAGAUGCCUGUUCACCCUGGGGAAGAAUGGUUCGCUCCACUACUGUUCCCCUCCCAGAGGCAGGGGACAUCAACGCCAGUCUCUGCCACCUCGUUACGGGGCUGCUGAACCUCUCCAAGAGACUGUCGAUGGAGAACAUCUCCAUGGCGAACGUUUCCCUGGGCUCCCGGUCGCCCCCGGAGCCGGUCACGCCUACAGCGGAGGCCCCGGAAGGCCUGCAAGGCAUCAGCCUGCCUCUGCAGGUCUUCUUCUGCUUCGUCAUGGUCGCCAUCCUGCUUUUGGCUCUGUUGGGAAACGUGGUCGUGUGCCUGAUGGUGUACCAGAGAUCCGCCAUGCGUUCGGCCAUCAACAUCCUCUUGGCCAGCCUGGCGUUCGCAGACAUGAUGCUGGCCGUCCUGAACAUGCCCUUCGCUCUGGUCACCGUUGUGACCACCAAGUGGAUUUUCGGAAACGUUUUCUGUCGAGUUUCGGCCAUGCUCUUUUGGUUCUUCGUGAUGGAGGGUGUGGCUAUACUGCUUAUAAUAAGCAUAGAUCGUUUUCUUAUAAUUGUCCAGAAGCAAGAUAAGCUGAGCCCACAGAGAGCCAAAGUGCUCAUAGUGGUCACAUGGGGACUCACUUUCAUUUUCUCUUUCCCCCUGGCUGUUGGUUCCCCUCCUCUACAGAUCCCCCCCAGGGCCCCUCAGUGUGUGUUUGGCUACAGCGUUGAGGCUGGCUACCAUGCCUAUGUAUUGAUACUAAUGUUAGUCUUCUUCUUCAUACCUUUCAUGGUCAUGCUGUACACAUUCAUGGGGAUCCUGAACACCAUCCGCCACAACGCCAUCCGCAUCCACAGCCACCCAGAUGGCAUCUGCCUGAGCCAGGCCAGCAAACUGGGCCUGCUCAGCCUCCAGAGGCCCUUCCAAAUGAACAUAGACAUGAGCUUCAAGACCCGUGCCUUCACCACCAUCCUCAUCCUCUUCUCCGUGUUUACAGUGUGCUGGGCCCCCUUCACUGCCUACAGUCUGGUGGCUACCUUCAGCGAUAGCUUCUACCGUAAAGACAGCUUUUUUCAAAUCAGCACAUGGGUCCUGUGGUUGUGCUACCUCAAGUCAGCCCUCAACCCUCUCAUUUACUACUGGCGGAUCAAGAAGUUCCGUGACGCCUGCCUCGAUCUGAUGCCCAAGUACUUCAAGUUUCUUCCUCAGCUGCCAGGCAACACGAAGAGGCGCAUACAGCCAAGCGCAGUGUACGUGUGUGGAGAGCAUCGUUCUGUGGUUUAAAGGAAAAAUCCACCCUCAAACAAUUCAACACUGUUCAAAGCACAUCUUUACAUGAAGUAUCUUGCAGGUCUGGGCCUUUGUUGUUUGUUGUUUGGUGGUACACUUCUCUUAGCAGAUGUUGAGAAAUAAAGCAGCGCUGCAUUAAAAAAGUUCAGGUUGUGUUGCUGCAGGCACCAGGGAGAAAAUGAAAUGCAAUCCAAAAAAAUGUUUGUGUCAAACAUCCAUGAGUUUUAAGGCUUAUUAGAUGCCAAACACCUGUGCACCGUGGUUUGUAAUACGAUUAAACAGGAUUUUACAACUUUGGAAAGGAGCUAGGCACUGUUUGAUACCAGUUCCAGUACCAUACCUGAGAUUCACUGUUGAAACAGUACUUGUUUGAUAUGUUACAGUAAGAAUGUACACACUACUUUCUACUAAACCCUUGUUUCAUUUCACAAAAAAAGCCAAGCUUGUCUGACAUUAAAUGUCUAAAUACAAACCACUAUACAAGGAUUUGCCUGAAUAAAAUACAGCAUUAGAUUAGCAAGGCUUUGAUGGAAAUUGAAUACUAUCUGUGAUAAAACUCAAGGUUUUUGAUUGUAUGCCACACUCUCCCAUAAUAAGGUGUGACCAAUACAUACAGCUUCUGUCAUGGGAUUACAAGUGGUUGUGUAUGGUGUCUGAUGUGGUUGAAAGCUCUGGAACUAGUAAGGCAACCUUGAUUUUAGAUUAUUUGAUCACAAAUAGCUGUUCUCCUCCUCUUCAAGGUCAGUUUCUGGUACUUGGCACAUUUUGAUUAUGGUACCACAGAAACAAUAUAGUCCGCACUAAAAGGUACCGUGGGUUGACACCCAGCUGUACUCUGGAAAGUGAUCACAGCAGUCACAGUUCAUGGUAAAGAGUAGAAUGUCACUGUUCUCAUGACAGAAUGAUCUUUCAAUGCGUGCUGCUGUUUGAUUGGACAGUGCAGUGCAGGAUGACACCGUGUUCUGGCAAAAAUUGAAUCAGGAAGACCUGCGUUUUCUUGCUGGAGCCCUGCAGCCCCCCGAAGAGUUUUCACGCUUAGCUGAUGUAGCUGUGACUUUCCAUUUUGCACUGAAGUUCAACAGCAGUCAGGGUGUGUAUGAACACUGUAGGUCAUGGGAUAUCAAACUGGUGAAAGGCGACUGGACUCACCGUGUGGAAGGAUUCCCAUUCUGAAAGGAGAGAAAACAUGGUGGCUGCGCUGAAAGCAGCUGCAGUGUCGGAGUUACAGUUCAUUUAGAGUCGCUCCUCAUGCACUAGAUGGUCCCAUAUGUAUCGGCUGGCUUUAUUUAAAUCUCAGUUCACAUUUCUGAGAGUUGAAUCUGGAUUUUCAAAUUGGAGCUUGUAGUCUACACUGGAAGUCCAGUUGCCUUUGAUUCUUGCAUUCAGCUCAUCGUAUAUCAAGUCAUCCCAGUCUCAGAUAGCAAACCAAACAACUGGUACAUUCGUCUUUGAGUUCUUGUAGAUAAACAACAUACAGGAAAGAAUCCUCGGUUGAAGAAGUGGAGACACUCCACCAACAGCAGUGCCAGCAGCAGGGCUGGCUGUUGUUUAAACUGCUAAACUAAUACCUGAGUCUUCAUACCAGUACUGGAAUAAUAUGUUAAAGUUCUCACAUGUUAAAUGAACACAAGCAACCAGAAUAGAUCUGCUUUUUUAAUUUAAAUACAGUCAAAUCAGCCAAAUGGUUGUUGAAGUCAGGGACUAUCAGGUCCUGUCCAAGUAUCUGAUGCCAGCUUUUGAUCACUGACAGUUUUUAAUACUUGGUUGUAUCAGUUGUAAGAAAGGUUCUUCAGUUGGAUUUGCAGCUCAGCUCAAUAGAGCAGAAAGCUUUCCUGCUAAGAAUACAACCUUGAAUAAGUGUGCUGCCUUGCUCUCAUGCUAUCACUAUACAGAUAGAUUGUACUACAGUUUUUCUCUGAGGGCGAUACAACGUCAUUCCAAGUGAAUGCACUUCAUUUCAAGUGAAGUAGCCAACCGAAGGAAACUAUAAAAGUAAAUGAAAACACUUUGUAACUCCUGGAGUGCGCUGAAUGGCAUGUUCUGUGUGUGAGAGUAGAAACGGGUGAAUUUUUCCUUUAAUGCACUGAGGAGACGGCCGCUGCUGGGUUUGACUUGAUCAUACGUCUUUUCUUGAAUCACGAGCCGUGGGGAAAGGACAGCGUGUUUUAGCUGCGUAGAAUGUGUUUUAUGAGGCAUGUAAAUUAACAGCUUAAGUGGAAUUUGAAUGUGGCUAUGACACGUUUGAACGUGUGUAUUUCUAUUUAAAUGUUUUGGAUGUGCCUAUUGAUUAGUCCAUUUGCCAGUCAGAAUGCUGCUAUAUCUGGUGAA